Molecule: messenger RNA, 1676 nt
Organism: Apodemus sylvaticus (European woodmouse)
Lineage: Eukaryota; Metazoa; Chordata; Mammalia; Rodentia; Muridae
Gene: Dpt
Product: dermatopontin
Exons: 4
Coding region: 97-702 (201 amino acids)
Biological process (GO): collagen fibril organization
Cellular component (GO): extracellular matrix
Molecular function (GO): extracellular matrix structural constituent
Source: RefSeq, a predicted model, not a curated record
UUCACCCACAUCUGGGAGCCACAUGUCAGCGGCAGCUGUAUAAAAGUCAGCCCAGCAAACCGAGGGUGACAUUUUUUUUGCCAAAAACCAGGCAGUAUGGACCUCACUCUUCUGUGGAUGCUUCUACCAUUGGUGGCCACAGCCUGGGGCCAGUAUGGUGACUACGGGUACCCAUACCAGCAGUACCAGGACUACGGUGAUGACGGAUGGGUGAACCUGAACCGUCAAGGCUUCAGCUACCAGUGUCCCCAUGGGCAAGUGGUGGUGGCUGUGAGGAGCAUCUUUAGCAAGAAGGAAGGCUCUGACAGACAAUGGAAUUAUGCCUGCAUGCCCACACCCCAAAGCCUCGGGGAGCCCACUGAGUGCUGGUGGGAGGAGAUCAACAGGGCUGGCAUGGAAUGGUACCAGAAGUGCUCUAACAAUGGAUUGGUGGCGGGGUUCCAGAGCCGCUACUUCGAGUCUGUGCUGGAUCGCGAGUGGCAAUUUUACUGCUGCCGCUAUAGCAAGAGGUGUCCGUAUUCCUGCUGGAUGACAACAGAGUACCCAAGCCACUAUGGGGAAGACAUGGACAUGAUUUCCUAUGACUAUGAUUUCUACAUGCGAGGGGCAACAACCACUUUCUCUGCAGUGGAAAGGGAUCGCCAGUGGAAGUUCAUAAUGUGCCGGAUGACUGACUAUGACUGCGAGUUCGAAAACGUUUAGAGUUCGCCACGUACAGAAGUCCGGGUGGAGGGCCAGGGGUCCUGAGGGCGUCACAUCAUAUAUGCUAAUAUUGAUAGAACAUUUGCUCUUCUUCCUUUUGCUCUCUUCCCUGGGAUGGGAGCUAUGCCCAUAAUCAAGCCAUGUUUCACCCUUUCAACACAUUCCAAACAACUAUUUCUAGUUGCUGAUAGCAGCUUCCCUGCCCAGCACAUGUACAGAGCCUGCAUGCUUACAGCCUGCCACCCAGAGCACCUGUAGCAACCUUGCUGUGGCUCGCACUCUAACAAGAGCUUCAGAUUCAGCUUAGUAAACUUGGAGAGAGAGAGAGAAAGAAAGAGCUUGAGAGAGGCGGGACAAAGGUUCUCUAUAGCUAAGUCUGUUUGAGUGACAACACCCAGAGCCCUCACUUGGGUGGUGCUGAUGAGGCACUCUGUAUCUUGAGGGAACGUGUACCUACUCUCUCCUUCCACGAGAGACAUGCAUACUUAGAAGUUCAAGUAAAGAUCUAUGUGCUUCAGGAGAGAGGGGACUUGGAGGUGAAACGGGAGGUGGGAAGGUUUGAGGACCGAGCUGAAAGACUUGAGUCUGAAAGAACUUCCUCUAUUCAAAGACAUACACCAGCAGACCCAACAAUGAGAAUGAAUAUGAGGGCCAGGAAAACCUGUGUAAAUCAGUCUCAAGACAGAAACAGUGAAAGAAAGAUGAGUGAAUGGCACUCAGAUUGGGAACCUGGGGAGACAAGUGUGGCCAGGGAGAAGGGAUCUUGGGUGGUCAGCAACUUGAGACACACCUAGUAUUCAUAUGAAGACACCCAUAUCCCCAGAAGUCACAGGGAUGUGGCGUGCACUUCUCUGGAUUGGUCCUGAAGGAUCCUCCUCCCUUUCCCAUGGGGCUUGGAAGUGUAUUCUGCAGAGAUGACACUGUAAUAUCUCUGUCUCUAGCCAUUUGUACCUUCUUUAAAAAAAUAAAUAAAA